AUGAACAGAAAAAGGGGAACUGCCGAUAAACGUCGCCAAACGCUAACUGACGCGUGUGACGUGAACGUGAUUUGUGCAUUGUUAGAACACAGUAACACCCUGAAAUGUGUUAACCUGCGACAGAUACCAAAAUUUACCGGAAAUGAUCUUAAAGCUGGAACAUUGAAGUUGGGCAGGAAUUCAAUCACUUUGGUUCAAUCCAAUGCAUUUUUAGACUUCACCAUUCUCAGAUAUAUUUUCCCUCUCUCUCCGUCUAUUUAUCUUAAAAAUUCAUAUGUUCAUUGUUUUUACGAUUUCAGAAAUCUCUCCAGGAAUGCAAUCGACAGGGUCGAACCAAGAGCAUUCAGCCACAGAGAGUACGAAUGGAUUGAUUUGUCGUUUAACAAGCUCAGGACUCUAGGAAGAGAUGCUUUUCCAGACGAUGAGACGCUAAAGCGGAAAUCCUUGCAAAUAUACUUGCACGACAAUCCCUGGGACUGCACAUGCGCACUAAAGUGGUUGAUUGAUUUAAUGAAGGACACGUUGAUAAGACCUCUACUCAGGCAUCCCACAUGCGCUACUCCACAGAAACUCAAAGGUAUAAGACUCGUAGAAGUACAAGACCAGGACUAUUGUGUUAUCAAAGAAUGCUCGGAAUGUGAUGACGCAGCUGAUUGCGUAAUAUACAACAACAAGUACGCGUGCAUUUGUCGACCAAGUUAUGAUGGUAAUGGAAAGUAUUGUGCAGAUAAGGACGAAUGUGCCGUGAGUUCAACGAACAACUGUAAAGUAAACGAAUUGUGCGAGAACUUCGCCGGCGGAUAUCAAUGCGUUUGUUCUGGAGGAUUUCAAAAAGUAAACGGAGAGUGUGUAGAUAUAGAUGAAUGCGCGCCUCCUCCAGUUGGGUGUGGUCCAGGACAAGGUACAUGUAAGAACACUAUUGGCAGCUAUCAAUGUACCUGCAACCCUGGCCUCAAAUACUCUGAUCAAGGAUGUGUCGAUUUUGACGAGUGUAAAUCUAAGAGUGACCCAUGUAAGGAUAUAUCACACAGUACAUGUGUUAACAAGGCAAUCAUUGCUGUCGGAGACCAGGGUUAUUCUUGUCAGUGUAACGAAGGAUACAUCAAGUCAGGCGAUGCUUGCGUAUUCAAAGAUGACCCAAACAGGAAGUACAUCAUUAUUGGUGCUGGGUCUGGAGUGAUCGUUCUUGCUGUAAUUCUCAUUAUUAUCAUUUGUAUCCUUUGUAAGAGAAGAGGAAGCCGAAAAAAGGAAGAAAAAGAACCAGAGUUUGUGAUAGCGCCGGUCACCAUGACAACACCUAUAGAUUUCGCCUUUAUGGAUGUACCCCAAGGACAGGCCCAAGAUUUAGGAAACGAGGAAUGGAACGAAAUGGACUCCGACGACCUCUGAAGAAAAAUAGAUGGAAAAAACAGUGGACAAAUUUUGCCUCGAUUAAAAAUAA
Molecule: messenger RNA, 1441 nt
Organism: Actinia tenebrosa (Australian red waratah sea anemone)
Lineage: Eukaryota; Metazoa; Cnidaria; Anthozoa; Actiniaria; Actiniidae
Molecular function (GO): calcium ion binding
Source: RefSeq, a predicted model, not a curated record